This is a messenger RNA of Dreissena polymorpha, 2730 nucleotides long. RefSeq lists its product as uncharacterized. Gene Ontology annotation, molecular function: calcium ion binding. Bases 124 to 1770 code for a protein of 548 amino acids. The transcript has 11 exons. NCBI's taxonomy places the organism in Eukaryota, Metazoa, Mollusca, Bivalvia, Myida, Dreissenidae. The record is from RefSeq and is a predicted model, not a curated record.
AUAACUCUCACCACCACCAACACCACCCAAUCCACCACAUUCAAUACCACUACUCCCGCCACCAUCGAUACCACUACUUCCACCACCAUCAACACCACUACUCAAACCACCAUAAACACAACUAUGCCAACCACCAUCAACACCACUAAUACCACCACAAUCAACACCAUUAAUCUCACCACCAUCAAUAACACUACUCCAAACACUAUCAACACCACUACACCCACCGCCAUCAACACUAUUACUCUCACCACUAUUUCCACCUUCAUCAGCACCAUUAAUCCCACCAUUAUUAACACCACUACUUCCAUCACCAUCAACACAUCUAAUUCCACCGACAUCAACACCAUAUCUCCCACAACCAUCAAUACUACAUCUCCCACCACCAUCAACACCACAUCUUCCACCACCAUCAACACCACAUCUUCCACCGACAUCAACACCACUUCUCCCACCGACAUUAACACCACUUCUUCCACCACCUUAAGUCCCACUUCUCCCACCACCACCAACACCAAUUCACCCACCACCAUCAACACCACUACUCUCCCCACCAUCAACACCACUACUGCCACCACAACCACCACCACCACCACCACCACCAACAACAACAACAACAAUAUUUCCACCACCACCAACACCAUUAAAUCCACCACCAUUAAUACCACUACUUCAACAAUCACCAACACCGCUAUUCCCACUAUCGUCACGACCGCAAUGACGACGACAUUGCCUCCUGUCACUGAGACUUCUUCUAUUGCGUCUACCAUCUCCGCAACGACAGCGCUGACGACAACCGUAACUCCUACAACCGCUAAGACGACGGCAUUCCCUCCUGUCUCUGCGACCAAUCCUAAUGCGUCUACCAUCUCCACAACGAUCAGGCCGACGACCACUGACGUCGAUGAGUGUCAAACAGAUGUAUGUAAUGAUCCAAACGCUUUGUGUGCUAACCUACCAGGAUCCUAUGAAUGUUACUGCAAGAGAGGCUUUCUGGUAGAAGAUGUUUCAAGAUUGUGUACAAAUGCUUCGAUAGUUUUAGCGAAGUAUGAACACUUAGACCUCCAAAUCACAUUGAACAUUUCCAUUGGACAAGAUGCCAACUUUUCGUCCAACGGAACGUUUGCGGUGGUUGCAAGGAAGGUAACGUUAUCGUUAUGGAAAUACAUGCGGCGUUUUCUUCAGGAUUCAGGAUUCAAAAUUGUUGUUACCGCUUUAAGAAAAGGGAGCAUACAAGUAGACUUUACACUUUACUACGCUAAAAACGCGUCUGCAUGGGUCACAAAUGCCUUAGUGGGUCUUGCAAGUGGAACAAGCGUUAACUAUGAAGAACAAAAUGUAACAGCAUCAUCAGAACAACUUUCUAACGCAACCAUGCUGUGUGGCUUGUACGAAGACCUCGUGGGAAAAUGCGCAUACGGAACGCCGUGUGCCAUCAUAGAUGGUAAACCUGCAUGUGCCACAGCGGCCUCAAACAACAUGAAGCUUAUCGCUGGUGUUUCUGUUGCAUGUGGGUCACUCUUUGCAAUAGCCAUAUUGACAACAAUAUAUGUAGUGGUAAAACGAAAGGGGAAAAAUCGCUAUAGUUCAAAGGGACACACCGAGCAGGCAUUUCGGAAUUCCCCAUUUGAUGCACACCUGUCCGGACGUGAAGCAGAAGACUCAACUAACAUGACGUGGCAAGGCAUGGCUCUCAAACUCUUCCCGAAUUAUUAUUUUCAGAUUCCGAGACUCAAUCCCAACAACGUGUCACGUGAUUCUAAGAGUUGAUAUACUGACAAAUGAAAUAAGACUACAGACGCAAGAACUAUAAUCAACAAAUUCACAAACUCAGUUUUCGAUUUACGCUUUUCGGUGGCCAUAAACAAGGAUAACAUUGUGUAUAAAAAAGCUACACGAAAUUUAACUAGCCAGUUUGAAUGCUAACUACUGAUUUGUACACUUUAAUACAUUCAUAAUGUUUUUGCAAAUGUUAUAUCUAUUUUGUAUGCGUUGUUUUUUUCAUAAACAUAUGUGAGAAAAAACAUAUAUUAAUGUGGUACACUUGUUUCGAGCAGUAGUACAACGUGUUUACGACAAUCAUUUUGUCGUUAAAUGUAUUUAACACUUUUCAUUUGUAAUAAUAGCAAGGUGAUUCGCGAAUAAAUCGAAUAUAGUACAUUCGUCAUAUUCCUUUCUAUAUUAGAAACGCACAUCAUAUAUUAUUUCAAUAAAAGCAUUUUAAAUGUAAACUAAGAAUGCUCAAAUUAAUGUUUGAGAUUUGUUGUUGUGUUUUUGUACAAUUAUAUUCAAGAUAAACAUAUUAGGGAAAAUGCUUAAUUUACAGAGCCAAAUAUGUGCAAGUACGUGUAUAACCCAGUAAAAAGGGGACACCUUAUACAGAUGACAAUCAUGCAAUUAAUACCAAAAAUACGAACUAUAUACAAAACAGUAAACAGUAUAUAAUUGGGUUUUUUGACAAAAAUCUUCAUGAAUUUGGAAAAUCACAAUAUUGCCCAAAUGCAGGUUAUGAAUAAACAUUGUUUAUGUUAACCGGUUAUGUUAUGGAAGUAAAGUUUUUGAAUUAGCAAUUAAAAGGCUUUACACUUAUGCUAAGCAAGCUAUGUCUGUGAAUGAUGAAUCUGGUUACACAAUGCAAGUGAAUGUUAUAAUUAAUACAUAAUUUUAGUCGACCUACUCCCACUUGUAAAAAUUCAUGCAUAUAUUUUUUACAAUAAAUUAGCUUUAUUG